Messenger RNA from Mucor velutinosus, 441 nucleotides. RefSeq names its product Sphingolipid C4-hydroxylase sur2. Gene Ontology annotation, biological process: negative regulation of transcription by RNA polymerase II. NCBI's taxonomy places the organism in Eukaryota, Fungi, Mucoromycota, Mucoromycetes, Mucorales, Mucoraceae. The transcript is spliced from 5 exons. Gene Ontology annotation, molecular function: transcription corepressor activity. The record is from RefSeq and is a predicted model, not a curated record. Bases 1 to 441 code for a protein of 146 amino acids.
AUGGAGGAUACAGUCAAGCAAGAUUUGGGUGCAUUGAUCAAGAAAUACGACGAAUUUAUAGCACUAAAGUUGAAACCAUCGUUAAAAAAGGAACUAGACGAGCGAGAUCUUAUCUUUAACAGCAUUUCGGAAUACCAAAAAUUAAACACACAAAUCGAGACCAUUCAAGACAACAAACUAGGUGAAUUGAAGACGAUGGUGGAUCUUGGAUCACAGUUUUUUGUUCAAGCUCACGUACCUGAUACUAAAUACAUCUACGUCAAUGUUGGAUUUGGAUUUCAUGUCCAAUUCACACUGGACGAGGCAAAGAAGUUUAUAGAGAAGAAAGUGAUACAUUUGCAAGGACUUGCAGACAAACACACAGCAGAAGCAGAUAAAAUCAGAGCACACAUUAAAAUGGCACUGGAAGCAAUUUCUGAGAUCAUUGUCAACCAGCAAUGA